Molecule: messenger RNA, 3735 nt
Organism: Passer domesticus (house sparrow)
Lineage: Eukaryota; Metazoa; Chordata; Aves; Passeriformes; Passeridae
Product: gastrula zinc finger protein XlCGF49.1-like
Exons: 2
Coding region: 2620-3366 (248 amino acids)
Biological process (GO): regulation of transcription by RNA polymerase II
Cellular component (GO): nucleus
Molecular function (GO): DNA-binding transcription factor activity, RNA polymerase II-specific
Source: RefSeq, a predicted model, not a curated record
ACCAGAGGGAAGAGGUUCCCACAGCCCCAGCCAGGGACCCGCUCCCAAGGCUGUUGCCAUGGCCACCAGGGCUGGGACCAGCUGGGAUGCUCGGUUUCCAUGGACCAGGGUUUAGGAAUGGGAUUCUCCCCCACUCCCAAGGAUGUUGCCAUGUCCACCAGGGUUGGGACCAGCUGGGAUGCUCGGUCUGCACAGGCUGAGGUUUAGGAAUGGGAUUCAUUCACCCCAAUGUGAGGAACGCAAGGCUGCUAGAAGUCCCACAGGAAGCCCAGCUCAAGUAGCUAGAUUCCUAAAUUAGUCCUGAAUUCACAGGCUUGGAGACUUUGCCACAUGUGAAAAUCAUAAGUGUCUUCGUCCCUGUCACCUUUGUCACAGCUAUACAGAGUUUUUCCUUCCUUUUAAUAAUCUUGGGCCAAAUUUCCAUCUUUUUUUUUUUUUGGAACCUGCCAGCAGCUGAGCUGGAGCUGUGCAGGAACCGAUGAAACUUGGAAUUGGCACAGAAUUGCUUCCAUUGUUGGUUUAUUAAUGUUUGGGAUUUGUUUACAUUUCCAUCACAAGUGACUUGUGGCAAGAGCAAAUGUUCCUCAAGGCAUUUAACAUGGUGUUAAGUUUGAUUUCUGCCAAGUUUAUUUUGUCCAGUGCCCAGGGGAUGCUUGAGGGAUGCUUGGGAGGGGCUUGGGGGGAUUCUGUCCCUGUCCCUGUCACCUCAGGCCAUUCCUGAGGUGGUGUCCAUCAUUCUCACCCCAGGGAAUGCCUGGGGGUCUCCCUCUCUCUCACCCCCAUGCCAGGGGUAUGCUCGGGGCAGUCUCUGUCCCUCUCAGCCCAGGGGAUCCUCGGGGAUCUCUGUCCCCUUGCCCUGCUGGUUGCUCGGUGGUCUCUCCAUCCCUCUGGCCUCAGGGAAUGCCUGUGCAGGGCUGGGGACCAGGGGCUCUGUGUCCCUCUCACUGCUGAGGGUGCUUGGGGCUGGGGGGCUCUCCGACCUUCCCAUCCCUGUGGAGGCUGGGGGGGUCUCUGUCCCUCUCAGCCCUGGUGUGACCCCACCCAAACAUCAUCGGGGUCAGAGGGACAGAGACACCCCCAACCCCCAGAAGGGCUGGACCUGGGAUCAUGCUCCUACCCACAUUUGUCUGUUUAGCCCAGAAAUGAGUUCUGCACAUUUAAGGCUGGUUCUGAGAGCGAAGGGAGGGAGGAAGAAGUGAGCAGUUUGUUUUACAAACUGCACUCACUCCUCCACAUUCCAGCUCCUGGAGGGACAGAUGGUGGGACAGGGCUCUCCUUGGCUUUUAGGGUUUUUUUAGCUCUCUGAGGCAGAGAAGUUCCCUGGACUGUGAUUUUUCUUUUUCUUUGGAGCUGUUUUAACCUGCUCUGGACUGAACACCCAGAAGGGCACUGGCAGCUCACACCUGUGGCCCAUUGGGCUGAGUCUGGGCUGUGGCUUUUCCAGUGAUGGAGGAACUGAUAAGAGACAGAUAAGAGACUGAUAAGAGAAUGAGUGUGCUGAGCUACAGCCCAGGGAGGGACUUGCUGAGUUUGUCAUCUCUUUUGAAGUGGCAAGAGGUUUUGUUGUUUAAUAUUGGUCAUUUGCUCUGCUCGUGAAUCCCUUGCCUGUUAAAUAACCAGGUUUUUUCUACUUUUCUCCAAGGAAAUCUUUUCCCAAACUGGUUGGUGGAGGGGCCGCUUGAAUUUGCUUUCUAGUGGAAUCCCCUUGUCGAGGUUUUCUCCCAAAUUUGCCCUAAACCAGGACAGGACAGUGGGGAGAGGAGAGAGCCCCAAGUAACUGGAUUGGGUGGAGGCUGGAGAUGGGGAUCCUGGGACCCCAAAGUGUGACAUUGUCCCCUGUGUGUGUGGCCUUCUCAGGGUGAGGGUUUUACACCUGAGCCAGUUUGGGUAGGGGGGAUGGUGUUCACCCCCCGAGCAAGGAUUACCCCACUGUUUCAGGUUGCAGUGCAAGAUGUAACCAAAUGCAUGUUUUCCAUCACCACCUUUAGAAACUGUUAUAAACAGGCGGGGCAGUGUUCUUUAUCUCUUCCAUGACUCAGCCCUGAUAACAUCCCCAGGGGCUAUCUUAGGUUAAUGGGCCAUUGAGUGUCCCUGCAGGACUGGUAAAAUGACAUCAUCCCAUUGUGGAAUGCUCCGCCCAGGGGGAGGAGCCACGCAUUCCUACCUGGAUAUAAGCUGAGACUUGCAGCACCAGGAGCACCUUGGCUACUGGAUUCCCAGAGGACAAGAGCUCCAUCACCACCACUGGACCUUAAGAGGAAGACCAGACCCUUCUACAGGAUCACCGCUUCGACAGAAUCACGUUCAUCACUGCAACAGGACUGAGGCCACCAUCUAAUGGGACUGCUACCAGCACCCUGACCAACAGGGUGCCAGGUUAUAUCCUGACUGUCAGUUUAAGGCAGUGUUUCUGUAUCAUUGCCUUAAUCUUAAUUUUCUUCUUAAAUUGCAAUUCUAUCUUAGACUGUACCCCUGGUUUACCCUCAAACCUGUACAUAACUCAAUGCACUCAUCUCUUGUUUUCCUCCCAAAACAGAAUUUCCCAUCUCAAAACCACUGCCAGAUGGAGGAGAAGGCUGCGAGGAAGAGGAAGAUGUCCCGGGACCAUCAGACAAGGAGAUGAGGAUGGAGACCAGCGAGGACAAAUCUCCACAGCAGAACCUUGUGGAAGAGGCCGUUUUGAGUGGCUCCAUGGCACAGGAAUCCAAUGGGGAAGAAAAUUCCCUGAGAUCCUGCAGGAGGAGGUGCUCCAAACCCAGCCCAGGGUGCUCUGAGGAGGAAAGACCCAGCCUGUUGCAGGAAGGUGGACAGAGCUUCAGCCAGAGCUCAGAGCUGAUGGUCCAUGAGCAGCUUCAUGAUGGGGAGAAGCCCUACAAGUGCUUGGAGUGUGGGAAGAGCUUCAGGCAGAGCUGCCACCUGAUCUGCCACCAGAGGGUCCACACCGGGGAAUGGCCCUACAAGUGUGGGGAGUGUGGCAAGGGCUUCAGCUACAGAUCCACCCUUGUGACCCACCAACGCAUCCACACCGGGGACAGGCCCUAUGAAUGCCUUGAGUGUCAGCAGAGAUUUCAGACCCGCUCCACUCUCCUCAGGCACCAGAGGAUUCACAGCGAGGAGAGGCCCUUCCUCUGCCCCGACUGCGGGAAGGGCUUCAAGCAAAACUCCCACCUUGUCACCCACCAGCGCAUCCACACUGAUGAGAGGCCCUUCCUCUGCCCCGACUGCGGGAAGGGCUUCAAGCGCAAUUCCCAACUCGUCACCCACCGGCGCAUCCACACUGGGGAGAGGCCCUACCAGUGUCCCCAGUGUGGGAAGAGCUUCAUCAGCAGCUCUAACUUGACCCAACACCAAUGGAGUCACCGGUAAGGGAAGCCCUGCAAAUGCCCCUGCUGCAGGAAGAGCUUCAUGAACUGCUCCAGCUUCAUCCCCCACUGGAUGACCCAUGCUGGUCAGAGCCCUGGUGAUCCAUGUUUCCUGUGAUCCAUGCUGGGAGGACACCUGUCCCUUUCCCUGCCCCUGCCAAUGACAUGAUGUGGAAUCGAAUAACAUGAGGUUGUGGCCAUGGCCGUGACAUCCCAUUCACUCCCACCUCUGGUCAUUGCCAGGGGCAGGAAAGGGAGUCUCUCCCCUCGAGGAGAAGGGUGUCCUUCCCAGGCAGGAGGAAAUUGUGGCCGGGAAGAGACAGUCAGCUGAGUUGUAAUUUUCCAUUUUUCUUAUCCCUUUUGUUAUCAAUAU